Messenger RNA from Lathyrus oleraceus (garden pea), 1184 nucleotides. RefSeq names its product MADS-box transcription factor 1-like. The transcript is spliced from 8 exons. Gene Ontology annotation, molecular function: RNA polymerase II transcription regulatory region sequence-specific DNA binding; DNA-binding transcription factor activity; protein dimerization activity. Gene Ontology annotation, biological process: positive regulation of transcription by RNA polymerase II. NCBI's taxonomy places the organism in Eukaryota, Viridiplantae, Streptophyta, Magnoliopsida, Fabales, Fabaceae. Gene Ontology annotation, cellular component: nucleus. Bases 168 to 896 code for a protein of 242 amino acids. The record is from RefSeq and is a predicted model, not a curated record.
CUUAACGAAUAACAAAUUAACAACUACAAUUUCACAUUUUAUUCAUAAUCUUAAAAUUAUACAAAUCACUCUUUUUCUUCUGUAUAUAAAUAUAAAUCUCAUUACAACAGAACCGCACAAAAAAAUAUUCACAGUUUUUAUCUCAUUCUUCCAAUUUUGUUGUGAAAAUGGGAAGGGGAAGAGUGGAGUUGAAGAGAAUUGAAAACAAAAUCAACAGACAAGUUACCUUCGCUAAACGAAGGAACGGGCUUUUGAAAAAAGCUUAUGAACUUUCGGUUCUUUGCGAUGCUGAAGUUGCUCUCAUCAUCUUCUCCAAUAGAGGAAAAUUGUACGAGUUUUGCAGCAGUUCAAGCAUGCUCAAAACGCUAGAGAGGUACCAGAAAUGCAACUAUGGUGCUCCUGAAGCCAAUGUAUCUGCACGAGAAGCAUUGGAGUUAAGCAGCCAACAGGAAUAUUUGAAGCUGAAGGCACGUUAUGAAGCAUUACAACGGUCUCAGAGGAACCUUAUGGGAGAAGACCUUGGCCCUCUGAGUAGCAAAGAGCUCGAAUCGCUUGAAAGGCAGCUAGAUUCAUCCUUGAAGCAAAUAAGAUCAACAAGGACCCAAUUCAUGUUGGACCAACUCUCUGAUCUUCAACGCAAGGAACAUAUGCUAAGCGAGGCUAACAGGUCUCUCAGACAAAGGCAGUUGGAAGGGUAUCAAUUGAAUCAACUUCAAAUGAACGCGUGUGUUGAAGAAAUGGGCUAUGGUCGGCAUCCAAGCCAAAAUCACGGUGAUGGCCUCUUUCAACAAUUGGAGUGUGAGCCGACAUUACAAAUCGGUUAUCAGCACGAUCCAGGAUCGGUGGUCACAGCAGGCCCAAGCAUGAGUAAUUACAUGACAGGAUGGUUACCAUAGUGGGAAGCCCUGGUUGCGUUUUCACUUUUCAGCAUAUGAUCCACUCCACCAGCAGAUUUGUGGUUCCAAUUUUAUUUGAAAAUGGUCAGAAAAGUUAGUUUCCUUUGACAUGUAAUGUACACUACUACUUGUUUCCUUUGACAUGUAAGUUUCUACUGUGUAGGAACAAUGUAAGCAGUUCUUUUCUAUGUGUGCUUUCAUAAAACUGCACUUGUUUCUUUCUGUCACUGUUUUCUUCCCUUUCUGAUUAGAUAAAUCUUAAUAAUAAUAAUUGUUUGCAACCUCUUA